Gongylonema pulchrum is the source of this 423-nucleotide messenger RNA. The record is from the annotation of a GenBank genome assembly. NCBI's taxonomy places the organism in Eukaryota, Metazoa, Nematoda, Chromadorea, Rhabditida, Gongylonematidae.
AUGCCACUCACUGGGUAUAUUGGUGGACGAAUUCUCUGCAUGCACGGUGGCCUCUCACCGCAUCUGAACAAUCUGGAUCAGCUUCGCAAUCUGCCGCGUCUAAUUGAUCUGCCCAAUCCAUCCUACGGAAAUCGAUCUUUUCUGCGGGUAAAAGGCUGGCAGGCGAAUACACGUGUUGCUUCGUAUACAUUUGGGCAGGAUGCUGUGGUGGACGUGUGCCAGAAGCUCGACCUGGGCCUCAUUGCCCGUGCCCACCAAGUGGUACAGGAUGGAUAUGAGUUUUUUGCCAAUCAGCGCCUGGUCACUACUUUUUCGGCACCACACAACUGCGGACAGUUUGAUAAUGCCGGCGGAACGAUGACUGUCUCGGAAGAGAUGAAUGCUCAUUCUAGGUUGGAACCAUACUACUCGCUGAUCAACUAA